Messenger RNA from Diorhabda carinulata, 1571 nucleotides. Its product is annotated as transmembrane and ubiquitin-like domain-containing protein 1. The record is from RefSeq and is a predicted model, not a curated record. Gene Ontology annotation, molecular function: protein binding. The coding region runs from base 243 to 1406 and encodes 387 amino acids. The transcript is spliced from 6 exons. Lineage: Eukaryota; Metazoa; Arthropoda; Insecta; Coleoptera; Chrysomelidae.
UGUAGUUGGCAACAAUUAUAUAAUCCAGAUUUGAAUGAUAAUCCUUCGGAGCUGUCAUCUUAAAUAAAUAAUUCAUGAAGGUUAAUAAGUACGUGUAUUAUUUUUCAUAGAUAAUUUAAUCGAAAUAAAGGAAUAACAUGAAAUUAAAAUAUUAAAAAUUGGAAGGCACCGUAUAGUAGUCUCGCGACCUAAAGAACAAAAUCAACGAACAAUAUUGAUAUAACCAGGUGAUCUUGAACGAAAUGACCAUUAUUGAAGGUAUAGGCGACGAAGUUACCCAUUUUUUCAUUGCAUUGUUUGUUGUUGUAAUUGGAACAGCUGCUUGGUGGACUACUAAUAUAUCUGAACAAAGACCUGUUAGAGCAGUUCUUUGGUUCGAAAGAAGAAGACAUAGAGCUCAUAGAAGAUUAACAAAUCAUAUUGAAUCAGUUACAAUUACUGAGGGAUCAAAUAAUUCCGUACAAGUAGAAGAGGAACAAUCACAAAUAGACGCUACUACAGAAACUCAAACGGCUUUAGAUCAAUCAUCAAAUGCUAAUAAACCACCAGAAUCUAAUUCAGAAGACAAUUUAAUUCCUACUCAAAGUACAACAUUAGAAGAACCCUUAAACCAAGAACAAAAUAUUAUUGAUACCAUGGAUGCUGAUGCCAAUAUUGUGAGGCAAAGGAGAUUAGCAUUUUAUGGUGGUUUUAAUAAUGAUGAUAAUCAACAAGGCGCAACAAGCUCUCAUUCAACAUUACCAAAUCAAAAUCCACAAACUUCAUCAGAAGAAUUGACACCAAGUGCUCCUCCUAGUGAAGAAAGUGCUCCACCUGCUGAACAUGUACAUGAUGGAAAUAAUGCAGGAAUUACAAUAAAACUAAAAUAUAUAAAUGAUGAUUUGAAAUUAGUGGAAGGCAAUUUGAACGAAUCACUUGAAGAAUUCAAAAAGAGACAUUUUCUUCCUGAAUUGUCAGCCAAUAAAAUUAUAAGGUUAAUUUUUAACGGACAAGUUCUUCAACCUGACAGCCAGACCCUGAAAAACUGUGGACUGUUUGAUAAUUGCGUAGUACACUGUUUGAUACACCAAAAAAGAAAUCCACCUACAGAUCCUAAUGUAACAGAAAGUAGAAGGGAGGGAUAUUCUUUUCCAAGCCCAAGCGGUCUGUCAAAUAAUAAUAAUAAUCAAAACAGAGAAUGGGAUUUAGGAAAUUUUUUAUUUGCAUUUAUCAGCUUGAUUUUAUUGGCGGCCUGGUAUUUUAGGUACGUGUAUGCUCAUUUGUAUACCGUUACAGCAACAGUAGGAUUGAUAUUAAUAACUGGUAUUUUUACGAUAGUUUUAGUAGGAAUGUACUUUCCUGAUAAUGAACAAUCUCCAACUAUAACAUUUCACUUACGCGAACGAGCAGCGCAACAAACAGAGUAAUAAACCAAACGUGCUCCCCGUGUCUUGAGGAGCAUAUUUUUUGGAAUUUUUUCACUUUUAUUUAUUAUGAAAAUGAACAUGUUAAUAUUAUUUGUAUACAAUGUAAAAUAUAUUGUAGGUUAAAAUUUUAUAUUUUAGUUAUAUAUAAAGUAAAUUAUUUAUUCA